UUAAUUGUAUAUUUCAGUUAGAUUUCACUCUCUCCUGUUUUGGGAACGGGGGUUAGUAGCUCCGAGUUUGGAUGGUUGACAAGGGUAUAUUCGUGAUUCAUUCAUAGACGUAGUAGUACAAUCGAACAAAUGUGUCUUCGUUAAAGUGUCGGAAAUCAAACUAUUGUGAAAAAAAGAGAAAUCUUAGUCCGGGCUUUGCGCAUAAAACGGGAUAAUUUAAUUAAGUAAAAAACGUAUCUAAGAUAUGCCAUUGUGAUAGGAUGAUUUCAAGAACCCCACCCAGGAGUACUCCUUUUGGAGUACACAUUCUCUUUGCCGCUGUGCUCUUUACGUUAAUUCAAUCAUCGAAACAGGACUGUAUUUGGUAUGGCGUGUGCAACACCAACGCAUUUCAGCACAGUCAAAAUUGUCCAUACAAUGGAACUGCAAAGGAAAUGCCUUCAGAUGGCUUGGAUUUGAUGAAGCAUCGAUGUGGUUAUUUGCUGGAGAACAGCAACAAUAAAUUUUGCUGCGAUAAGACCCAGGUGGAACUUUUGAAUAAAAAUGUUGAGCUAGCCGGUCAUAUCCUGGACCGGUGUCCUUCGUGUAUUGAGAACUUGGUUCGACACAUUUGCCAGUUUACUUGUUCACCACAUCAAUCUGAAUUCAUGCGUGUGGUGGCUACGGAUAAAAAUAAAGAUGUUGAGUACAUAACUUCCGUGGAUUUGCAUGUUUCGACAGAGUAUGUCAACAAGACUUAUAAAUCAUGCUCUCAGGUUUCUGUACCCCAAACCGGUCAAUUAGCAUUUGAUUUAAUGUGCGGAGCUUAUCCAGCAUCUCGCUGUAAUCCUACAAAGUGGUUCAACUUUAUGGGAGACGCCACUAGUCCUUACGUUCCUUUUCAAAUAACGUAUAUACAGCAUGAGCCCAAUUCAAAAAGUGAUGAGUUUAAGCCCUUAAACGUGACAACCGUUCCUUGCAACCAAGCGGUGAACAGCAAAUUACCCGCUUGUUCGUGUACAGACUGUGACCUGUCCUGUCCUCAGGGACCUCCAGAGCCACCACCCCCAGAACCAUUUAAAAUUGGAGGACUAGACGCCUAUUUCGUCAUUAUGGCAGCUGUGUUUAUUGUUGGAGUCCUGGUAUUCCUAAUGGGAUCGUUUCUAUUCACACAAGGUUCGUCAUUGGAUGAGAAUUUUCAAAUCGACGGCAAUGAUGUUUCCGAUGAAAUGGCCUACGGAGAGAGCGAUACAUAUUUUGAUAAGCUGGGCGCUCAAACAGAAUAUUUCUUGGAAAGCUUUUUCACGAAAUGGGGAACGUUCUUUGCCAGCAAUCCUGGGAUGACUUUAGUUGCUGGUACAGCACUCGUUGCGGUUCUGGGUUAUGGCAUAAGUUGUAUAGAAAUUACUACGGAUCCGGUUAAACUUUGGGCCUCGCCCAAUUCGAAAUCCAGACUGGAAAGAGAGUUUUUCGAUACCAAAUUUUCACCCUUCUAUAGACUUGAACAGAUAAUAAUCAAAGCAGUAAACUUGCCGCAAAUUGUGCACAACACUUCAAAUGGCCCGUACACCUUUGGUCCUGUGUUCGACAGGGAUUUCCUAUCUGAAGUGUUGAAUCUCCAAGAGAGCAUAAGGAAUAUAAACGCGAAUGGAACAAUGUUAAAGGAUAUAUGCUUUGCCCCCUUAUCCGAUGACGGAAGCGAAAUCGAAGUUUCCCAAUGCGUUGUUCAAUCAAUUUGGGGAUAUUUUGGCGAUGACCCAACCAGAUUGGAUGAUCACGACGAGGAAAAUGGAUUUAAUGUAACCUACUUGGAUGGCUUGUACGCCUGCAUAAGUAAUCCGUACUUAUGCUUAGCGCCCUACGGCGGUCCUGUGGAUCCAGCAAUAGCUUUCGGUGGUUUUCUACCACCUGGAGACCAACUUACGGGCAGCACAAAGUACGAGUUAGCCAAUGCUCUGAUUUUGACGUUCUUGGUCAAGAAUCAUCACAAUAAGACAGAUAUCCAACCGGCCUUAAAGUGGGAGAAGAAGUUUAUAGAGUUUAUGGCUAACUAUACGAAAAACAACAAGUCGGAGUACAUGGAUAUUGCGUUCACUUCAGAAAGGUCAAUAGAAGACGAGCUUAAUAGGGAGUCCCAGUCAGAUGUCCUAACUAUUUUGGUAUCCUAUUUGAUUAUGUUUCUGUACAUCGCGAUUUCACUGGGACACGUUAAGGAAUUCAAAAGGGUCUUUAUCGAUAGUAAAAUCACCCUGGGCAUCGGUGGUGUCAUCAUUGUAUUAGCCUCAGUAGUUUCGUCCGUUGGCAUUUUCGGUUACGUUGGAUUGCCAGCUACUCUGAUCAUUGUAGAAGUUAUACCCUUUUUAGUAUUAGCCGUCGGAGUGGAUAACAUUUUUAUCCUAGUCCAGACUCACCAGCGCGAUCAACGCAAACCUAAUGAAACGCUCGAGCAGCAAAUAGGUAGAAUACUGGGUCGCGUUGGACCCAGUAUGCUACUCACUUCGUUGAGUGAAAGCUUUUGCUUCUUUCUCGGUGGCCUUUCCGAUAUGCCCGCGGUGAGGGCUUUUGCCUUGUACGCCGGCGUAGCCCUUAUCAUUGACUUUUUAUUGCAAAUAACCUGUUUUGUAAGUCUAUUUACACUAGAUACCAAACGCAAGGAAGAGAAUCGAAUGGACAUUUGCUGCUUUGUUAAAGGAAAGAAACCUGACAGUGUAACUAAUAGCGAGGGUCUCUUGUAUAAAUUUUUCAGUAGUGUCUACGUUCCCUUUUUGAUGAAGAAAGUGAUUCGAGUUAGUGUAAUGGUCAUCUUUUUUGCAUGGCUCUGCUUCAGUAUUGCCAUUGCGCCUAAAAUCGAUAUUGGACUCGAUCAAGAACUAGCGAUGCCGCAGGAUAGCUUUGUUUUGCAUUAUUUCCAGUCGUUGAACGAGAAUCUCAACAUUGGUCCGCCAGUGUACUUUGUCCUCAAAGGUGAUUUAGUGUAUACGAAUAGUACAGAUCAGAAUUUAGUUUGCGCAGGUCAAUAUUGCAACGACGACAGCCUUCUUACGCAAAUAUAUUUAGCAAGUAGACACUCAAACCAAACAUAUAUCGCUCGCCCGGCAUCCAGUUGGAUCGAUGAUUACUUCGACUGGGCGUCGGCUUCUUGUUGCAAAUAUAGGAAAGAUACUGGAGAUUUUUGUCCGCAUCAAGAUACUUCCUGUCCCAAAUGUAAUAUCACGCAAAACUCACUCCAACGGCCAGACAACAAGGCCUUUGAAAAGUAUUUGCCGUUUUUCCUGAAGGACAAUCCGGACGACCAGUGCGCUAAGGCCGGUCAUGCCGCUUAUGGUGGAGCUGUGCGUUACUCCAACAGCCACGAUAGACUGCAGAUUGAGUCCUCGUAUUUUAUGGCCUACCACACCAUACUGAAAUCCUCGGCUGACUAUUUUCUGGCUCUUGAAUCGGCCAGAAAGAUAUCGGCAAAUAUCACGCAAAUGCUACAGGGCAGAUUAAUGUCCAACGGAGUUCCUAUGCAAUCGGCCCUCACGGUCGAAGUUUUUCCUUAUUCAGUAUUCUACGUUUUUUACGAACAAUAUUUAACCAUGUGGUCAGACACGCUACAGAGCAUGGGUAUUUCAGUUCUUUCCAUUUUUGUUGUUACGUUUGUUUUGAUGGGCUUCGACGUUCAUUCCGCAUUAGUUGUUGUGAUAACGAUAACCAUGAUUGUUGUUAAUUUAGGAGGUCUUAUGUAUUAUUGGAACAUUUCAUUGAAUGCUGUUUCGUUAGUUAAUCUUGUUAUGGCUGUCGGAAUAUCGGUAGAAUUUUGUUCGCACUUAGUGCACAGCUUCGCUAUUUCGAAAUCAGUUAGUCAAAUCGAUCGGGCAGCUGAUAGCCUUUCGAAAAUGGGUAGUUCCAUCUUUUCCGGAAUUACGUUAACCAAAUUUGCAGGCAUUUUAGUUCUAGCAUUUGCGAAAAGUCAAAUAUUUCAAGUGUUUUAUUUCCGCAUGUAUUUGGGAAUUGUAGUUAUUGGGGCGGCGCAUGGCCUUAUCUUUCUGCCAGUUCUAUUAAGUUACAUUGGGGCUCCUGUUAGUAAUGCUAGAUUAAGAUAUCAUAGCCAGGCAACUGUGGAACACGAGACAGCUCUCGCGGGAAUUCUUUAAAUAAAACCCACAGUUGUAUUGUAAUAAUCUCAAAAAUAUUUUAAAUGUUAAAUGGUUAAGGUAUAAUAAACAAUAACAAAAUAA
Molecule: messenger RNA, 4199 nt
Organism: Drosophila ficusphila
Lineage: Eukaryota; Metazoa; Arthropoda; Insecta; Diptera; Drosophilidae
Gene: Npc1a
Product: NPC intracellular cholesterol transporter 1
Exons: 12
Coding region: 261-4115 (1284 amino acids)
Cellular component (GO): membrane
Molecular function (GO): lipid carrier activity
Source: RefSeq, a predicted model, not a curated record